Molecule: messenger RNA, 1149 nt
Organism: Oryzias melastigma (Indian medaka)
Lineage: Eukaryota; Metazoa; Chordata; Actinopteri; Beloniformes; Adrianichthyidae
Exons: 4
Coding region: 133-1071 (312 amino acids)
Source: RefSeq, a predicted model, not a curated record
AACACACGUUCAGCUGAGAGUUCGUCUGCAGCAGCUGAAGGUUGUUGGUUCGUUAAGCUCUGAUUGGUCAGGACUGCUCUCUGCUCGCAUUGAUAAACCUUCACCUGUGACCCUUUCAGUACUGUGGCCUUCAUGAUGGAGAUGGCGAGGCUCUUCCUGGGGUUUUCCCUCUUUGUUCUGCUGGUUGUGCCGUCACGUGGUUUUCCUGCUAAAGGCUCUAAAUCUACAGAUCAGAGCAGCGGUGACCAAAAAACCACCUUUGGGUCCCACAGAGGAUCCCAGACGAGCCGCUCUGCGCCUGUGCAGUACCGCCCUCAUUCCGGCGCCGUCUCUCAGCCGGUUCCAGUAUUUGUUCAGAGUCCUGGUGUUCCCAUGGUCCCGUCAGGGUACCCUGAGGGGGCCGAAUACCCCGUGUUUUCUGUCCCCGUUCAGACCGGAUAUGCUGUUCCUGUAGGAGUCUCUGAGGCCGCUCAGCUCUCGGCGCAGGAUCCUGGAUUCUCCCAGUUUGGUCAGACCGGCCCAGUGAUGGUGGGUUCUGGUUCCCCUGUGAUGGUGCUCCAUGAAGGAGCUGGUUCCACACAGCCAGGUCCUGCUCAAGCUGCUCUGCCAGAAACCAGGUGGGCUGUUGCUCCUCCAUCUUUCUCUGAGCCAGCAGCUGAUCUCCAGCCUGUGGGCUCCAGUGACUUCCUGCCACCGGUCCCUCCACCUGGACCUGUCCUCCAGUCUGGAGAAACUUCCAACGUUGUGAAGGAAGCUGAACUCGGCAACUACCAGCAGCAGACGGAGGAGUUCGGUUACCCGGCUGAGGCGGCGCCGCCUGGAGCUGCUUUCACCAGCGUGGUGGUUCCAGGCCGAGGACUCGGUGGCUUCUGGGGGUCUCCUUAUCCUGGCUUUGACUACAGGCUCCUGUAUGGUCUGUACCCUCCUGGAACCUACACCACCUUCAGCCAGAACCACGAGAAGGGUAAGGACUACUACCAGUCCAUCCACUACCUGAAGGAGCACGUCUCUGAAGAUCAAGGUCCUCAACAGCAGCAGAAGGUCUUCCAUGGUCAACAGCAGAGAUCUUAAAGAUCAACAUCUGCUGCAUAUUCAGCUUUCUGUCAAACUUGGAUGUUUAAGUGUAAUCAAUAAAAGAAGUGAAAGUAA